Racocetra fulgida is the source of this 960-nucleotide messenger RNA. The record is from the annotation of a GenBank genome assembly. Lineage: Eukaryota; Fungi; Glomeromycota; Glomeromycetes; Diversisporales; Gigasporaceae.
GUAUGAGUAUUAAAAAUGUGGACGAAAGUGAUGGGUUGACAGAACAAAAGAUGGAAAUAGGUGGAGACAUAAGUGUGAUGAUUAGUAAAAGUGUUAGUAAUGAUGAAAACAAAGCAUCCAACGAGGAUCCAAAACCCGCUGCACAAAAUUGUGAUAUAAGUUUAAUCGAAAUAUUUUGGGAAAAUAUCGGGAGUAGUGAUUCUAAUCAAGCUGAAUUAGAGAAGGAAAAUGCUGAAGAAAACGAUAUUGAAAGUAAUGAAGUGAUUGGUGAAGUAGAUGAUCGAGGGUUGGAUGACUUGGAAGCUGAAGUCGACUGGUUGUUGUCAGAUAUGAGGAACGGUGAUAGUGAAUCUGCAGAUGUCUGGUAUGGUAAUGGGAUAUAUGAUGUUGUCGAUAAAGAGAUUAGUUUGAUUGAUUUUGAUGAAUCUGAUCAGAUGGAUGAAAGGGAACCUGAAAGCAUGUUUGAUGUGUUUAUUAAAAACAAUUUAAUUGACUUUGGGUGUGUUGCAGAGAAGUCAGUGAUGAAUGAUAAUGUGGAGGAAAUGAUUGAUGAAAAUAGAGGAAUAAAUGUGGUGGUUAAUACAAAUAGUAGUAAAAUGUAUCAAACGAACAAUGAGAAAUUCGAAUCCCUACCUGAGCCAAGUAGUGAAGUGACCUUGUACGUUAAAUUCACUGAAGCAAAGUUUAAAACGGAUGUAGUUCUAGGAAGGGAGGAGAUAGUGGAAGAUCUGUUGAAAGUGUUGAGGGAUAAUGACUCCGAUGAAUUUGAUUGUGGUGAUCUUGAUAAUGGAAUUAUUGGAUGGUACCAGGAGCCCGCUACAAAUAGCGAUUCGAAUGUACAACUUGACAUUGGAAAUGAUGAUCGAAUAAUGGGAAGUGUAUUCGAUCGAGUAAAAAGAUCAUUGGUGAAAAGUAACUGUAAUAGUAGGUUUGGUGAUGUUGAUAAUGUCUUUGGGAAAA